CGACUGCUUUAGCUAACACAACGCGCCUACAACGUCCUCGCGCACUUAUCAGCUGUAUUCUGAAUGCAUUGUAUGAUGACUAGUGACUACGCUCUUGUACGUACGCUCUCAUCCCUUUUUCCUCCCACAUCAGCCGCACGACAAGCACACAAUUAUAGGUAUACUGCACCUGAUUGUUACCAAUAAUAAUACGGUUACAGUAUACCUAUUAUUGUGUGCAAUUAUUCGGCAUCCGCAUCCCUCUCAAAUAUCAAUGCCAUCCACAUUUUUUUCACACUAAAUAGUUUUCUUUUUGUUACCGAGGAAAUAUUUUAUGUUCAAAUCCCUAAACAGUGAACUACCUAGAUUAACAAACGGGUCGAGCCAGUGAACAACAGCAUUACUUAAAUAGGUUUUGAAAAAAGAAAAUAGUGACGUCUAUUUCGUGGACACAGCGAAUCGGUGGGUUCGAAGGUUAUUCAGUUUCAAAUAAAAGGUAGGUACCCAUGUAAUCAUUCAUUGUUAAACGUUUGUAUUCGCCAUUCAUUUAUAUUAUGGUCAUUGUAAAGUAAUAUUAUCAUGCACAUUGACUUCGACAACAUGAUAGAUGCACACCUUAUCUAUUUCCACAUUUUUCGCCUAAUCACGUUUUUCUCCCAAAACAAAAUCUUUUACAAUAGACGUCCAGUGUUGAGUUUUUUUUGGUCCGCGUUUUCCAUCCUUCUGGUAAGUAAUGGGAAAAAACAGACGUAAACGGAAUGGUCCUAAUGUUCCUGUUCCAGAUUCGCUUACUGUUGGUUAUUCAUCAGAUUCGGGCGAGAUAAAAAGUCAAUCAAUUAAUAGUGAGUCCAUAACCCUCUAACGAACUCCACUGGUCGUCUUCAUAUUUCUCCCUUGAUAUUCAUUGUUAACGUGUUUUUUGUUCUAGAUAACAAACAUCCAUGUGCUCACAUCAAAAAAUCUACCAAAUUAAAUACUGUACGUAAGCGUUUGCAAAAGGUUGUUCUUCAGUGUGCUGAACGUGGGUGUGAAAACGAUAACUUUAGCGUAUGUAAUUGUUUUUAAAUCCGUAAAUAAUUUAAUUGUGAUAAUUUUUAUAUAAUGUUUAUUUUUUUUUUUUAAUAUAGUUAUAAUUGUUUGUGUAUAAAAUAAUAUUGUAUUAAAACAUUAUCAUGAAUUUAUAUUUUUUGUAUUGUAGGAGCUAUAUAUUUGCUUGCAGUGUGGAGCAUUAAUGUGUUUUGUUAAUAAUACAAAUCACAUUUUUAAACAUCAAACUGAUCCAAGAAGUGAAUCUCAUUCUAUUGCUAUCAACCUUGAAACCUUGGAAAUUUUGUAAGUAUUUAUUUAAUGAUUUGUAAUAUAUUGUACCUAUUCAAACUGAUUUCAUAGUAUAAAAAGUGAAAAUUAUUGCUUUAAUUUAAAUGUAUAUCAAGCAUAAAAAAUAAAUAAGCAACUAAAGUACAGUAAUGUAUAAAUUUUUUAGUAAAGAUUCAAACAAAAAAAACAUUAACCUAAUAUUUAAGUUAUAAAUUAUUUAUGUGCUUAUGCAUAAGGCUAGUAGAUAAAAUUUACAUAUUUAAAUUAACAAUUUUAAAUUUAUAACCGAAAAAAAAGGUUCAUAUAUAUCUAAGUUAAUUAUCUUUGAUUGACUAUAAUUUAUGAUUUAUUAAAAACUAGUACUUCAUUAAUUAUUAUGUAUUCAGGUCUUACUAAAAAACUACCCAUAAUAAACUUAACCUAUAACUAUGAAUUUAUAAUAUAUUAAUUAUAUAUUGUUGCCGAUGUGCAAAGAGUGAUUUAGUAUAAAAAAAAAUUUAUUUAAAUAUCUUAUUUUAUCUUUUUAUGUGUACAAAAAAAGAGUCUCAAGUGAUAUAAAUAUUUUUGAAUUUCUUAAAACUUGAUUAAAUACAAUUUAAAUCUAAAUUUCACAUUUAAAAAAAUAUUAAACAAUUAGUUCAAAUCAUUUAGUCACUUUUCAUGAUAGUUUAGAUAUAUACACUAGCUAUGAUCGUGUGUUCAUGAUCCAGUGAUUUUCUCUUAGGAUUUUAAGUUAUUUUGUAUCUUUGUAUAUUAAAUGAGUUUUAACUUUCGAGUAGAAUCUCCUAUUCGACACAAAUUUGGAAAAAAAUAUUUGUAUACAAUGUUAAUAUGCGUAAAAUUAUAUCUGAUUCAUUGUUUAUGCACAAUAGUUUAGAAUUUAGACUAGUGGAGAAGAGAAGAAUAAUUAAUAAAUUUAAAUAAUGGUUGUGAGUCUUAAAAAAAUAUUCUCAAAACCACUCUCUAAAUAAUUCAUUAUGAAACCAAAAUAUAACCCAUAACUAUGUUCAUAGGUCUUAGUGUUAUCCAAUUUUUAUAUUGAUAUCAAACUAAUUAGGUCCCAAUUAUUUAGUUUUCCAUUUGGUUUUGGUUAAAAACUUGAAAUUUUAUUUGACAAAUUCAAACUUCCUUUUAGAUUUUGAGUGGAGCAAAAUUUUUGACUAGAAAAAUGCUCAAAAAUUUGAUACAAGGUUGGAAGGGGACCAGGUACAAGGUAAAAACAAAGUUGAGCAUAAUGUCACACCAUUUUUUAUGUAUAUUAACUUUAAUUUGAAUAUGUUAACUUUAAAAAUUGUAGAUAAUUUUUAGAGUUGGUAAAAUGUUCAAUGUUAAUUUUGUUAAGAAAUUUCAAUAAAAUUUACUCAGAAUCGGUUUUCUUUGCAGUAAUUUAUCAUUGUAUUCAGAAACUAUACUAAAUUACCUUAUAUUUUAUUUUCAAACCAUUCUAAAUUGCAUUUGGUUUAGUAUUUUCAAAUGGUUUCAUUAUUAUUAACUAUAAACUCUAAUCACCAUUAAAAUAAAACCAGUCAACCGAUCAAGCUCUAUAGUUCACAUCUAUUUUAAUUUUGUAUGUUUUGUUUAUCAAAUAAUUAUUAAUAUAAUCAAAGUAUUUAAAAGUAAUUUUAUUUCUUCCGCAUGUCCUUCACUUUUUGUGUAGGUAUGUAUUAUAUAUAUUUUAUAUUCACUUCUUUAAAUUUACCUAUUUUAUUUAAAGAUUUCUCUAGCUAUUAGUAGACAUUAUUAUGUUAUAACAUGUAUUUUAAUGUAAUUGAUUUAACUAGGUGUCAUGAUUGCGACAAACUAAUAUCAGUAUCUGGUUCAAAAAAACUCUUAGAAGCAAUUAAUUUAAUAAAUCGUAUGAAAGAAUCCCAAACAGGUAAAAAUAAAAUGAAUGAACUUCCAAUUCAAGGUUGUUUAUCGGAAGCAGAUGCACAGUUUGAUCAAUAUGUCACAGACGAUGUUGCAGGUUAAAUUUUUAAGAAUAUAAAGUUUUUUUAAUAGCCUUAACAUUAUUUUAUUGUUUACUAAAAUUGUGUAGAAAGUUCUCCAAAAAAAUGUAAUGGAAUAAAUAAAUCCGACGAUGACGAUGAUGCCCCGUUAUUUAAGAAAACAUUUGAUCUACCAAAAAAUAUUUCAAACAAUUUUGAGAAACCUCCAAGACCUAGAGUAUGUUUCAUCUAAAUCAACAUUUAGCUAUUAUAAAAAUAUAACUCUAAUAGUGACAUUUUUACUUCAUUAUAGGGCCUAAACAACUUGGGAAAUACAUGCUUCUACAAUUCAGUGUUACAAUGUCUAGCGCAAACUCCAUUCUUAAGAAAAUGUUUACUUGAUAUUAGUGAAUCUGUUGAACCAAUUACUUUAAAAUUAGAUAAUGAAGAUAUUGUAAGUAUUAUUAUUACAAAUAUAAUGAAAAAUUUAUAUUAUAUUAAUAUUUUAUUUCAUAAUAGUUUGUUAUUAUAUUAAAAUAAAACUAAUUCUGUAAAUAAGAGUACAAUUAACUAUUAUGGUAAAAUAACAUUGUUCUUUUUAAAUCUUACUGAUAUUUUUAACUACCAUAGUUAUAUAAUAAUUAACUUGAUAAGAGUGAUAAUUAGUAAAAUUUUCUUGUAACUUUCACAAUCAAAUUUGACUAAAAGAGCUAUAUUAUAUGUAAAUUUGUUAUUAAAAUUCAUAAUAAUUAAUGCUUAGAUUGUAAAACAAGAAAAAUGGAGUCCAUUAACAGAAAACCUGUACACAACUCUGAAAGAAAUCACCAAUGAGCGUGAAUCUACUUUUACACCAAGUGCUCUUUUAGAUUCGUUGAGGAAAAAAUGCAAAAUGUUUAUUGGCUACAGUCAGCAUGACUCGCAUGAACUUUUACGUCAUCUUUUAGACUCUGUGCGUGAUGAUGACUUAAAGGUAAUGUAAAGAUAUUGACAGAUUUAGAAAUUAGUAUUAUUAAAUUUUGAUAAAAAUGUAGUGUUUCAAUUAAUGUUGUGUUAUAUAUAAACUGUACUAUAUUGAAUAUAAUUUAAUCUGUGAUCUAAGGUGAAGUUUGGGUUCUAAAUAAGGGUGAACAAAUUAAAAAUGAUUUACAAUAAUUUUUAAAUAUUGUAGAUUAUUUAUACAAAAUUUACUUUGUUAAUAGAGAAAGCACAUAAUAGUAUUCAGGCAUAAUCAAACUAUAUUCUACUAAAAUAUUAAUCUUUUAAAUGCUUGUAUGAGGACCCUUCUUUUAGAAUAUGUUUACUACACUGCAAGCCCAAUGCCCACACAUUAUUAAAAACAAUUCUUAUGAUCUAAAUAUAAAUUAAUUUUGUUUUUCAAUAAAUAAUAAAAUAGGUUUGAAGUCCUAUGCAUGUUAAAUUGCAUAAAACAAGUAUUUUUACCAACUGGCUAACACCGAUCAAAAAUAGAAGCACUAAAAUACUAUUAUUGAGUUAAAUGUGAAUGUUCAGAAUGUAUCUUAUCAUUUUUGGUUUACUAAUUAGUUCUUAAAUAUUAUUUAUAUAUAGAUAUGUAUUAAUACAGAUUAAAAUAAAAAGUGAAAUUUAUUUUUUUAGCGUUAUCAAAAGGCAAUUUUAUAUCAUUGUGGUUUAACUGUGAGGGAUAGUCCCAGUGAAGUAGACGAAGAAAAAGCUGCCAAAGUUAAAGAACUUGGCAAAAUAUUACAAGAUAUACUUUUACGUCCUGAUCAUGUAUUCCGGGGACAACUUUUAAGUGUUGUUCAAUGUCAAACUUGUGGGCAUAAAUCAGAAGUAACAGAAAGUUUCUUGGAUUUAAGCUUACCAAUCACAGCUGAUAAAGUAAACAUUAAUGUACCAAUUUUUCUGAAAUAUAUUUACUUAUUUAUUUAAUAUUUAAUCAAUAGGCACACACAUUAUCAUUAAUGCGUAAAAAAGAUAAUGAUGUUUUUAGCCAGUCUAAACAUCAGAUGAAAAAAGAACGUAAAUUAGCCUUGAAAGGAAGACGAAAGAAAUAUGAGCAUAAACAAUUUAAUAAUAAAAUCCAAGAUACAUUAGGUAACAUGGCUGUAAUUUUAUUGAUUUUCUAAUUAAAUUAAUAUAUUUGAUUUUUAAUUUCUGAAUUAUUAUUUUUAAGUUGUGAACAAUGAUGCAGAUGUAGAAGAUAAUAUGGAAAUUGAAACAAAUGAAGUUGAAAUGUCUGAUUGGAAGAAUGAGAAUAAAAAGAAUCCAGAGUCAGUUUUUAGUUCAGAAAAGCAACAAUCUAACACCACAACUCCUCUUAGUAUUACAGAACUUACUACAAUGAUGAAUAACACUCCAUUGGCUGAUCCCGAUAAACAAAUGGAUGCAGACAGAAUUUUAGAUUCUGAAAAGCCAAUGGAUUUGGAUUCAGUUUUACCAGGUAGUCCUGCUAAUAGUCCGAGUUCACCUCAAGGGUCAUCACUUGAUUCUAUGCGUGCUAAUGUCAGUCCAGAUUACAUGGAUGUAGGAACAGAUAGUGCAAAUGAAAAUCAGGUAUUGAUAUUAAUAAUAAUAAUUAAUUAUUAUUAAAUUAAAUAAAAAUAAAUUUUAUUACAAAUCUAGGCGUAAAUCUUAUAUAAGAAUAUUAUUUUUUAGAUUUAAACCUUAUUUAUGUAGCAUAAUAUUUAUUGUAUUUAUAUAUGUUUUAUGUAUUAGGAACGUAAUAAUCCUACUCCAAAUGUUAGUGAUAAUAAUAGUGAUGGAUUGUUUGACGACUCAAAAAGUGAAGAUGAUGUAGAAGACGAAGAAGAAGGUGAAUUUUCUCAAGAAGUUCCACAAGCUACAUUACAGCCUCAACCGAAAUGUAAAGAUGGGGAGUGCUCAGUUUUAACUUGUCUGAAUCAAUUUACUGCAUCAGAGAUAAUGACGGGUAAUAAUAAAGUUUCAUGCGAACGAUGUACUGAACAACAUAAACAAAGUAAGAUUUUUAUAAUUGUUCGGUAAAUAUAAUUAUAUUUUUUAUUUAAACUCAUAUUUUUGUAGAAACAAAUGAAGCUAAAACUAUUUAUCGCCAAAGUACCAAACAAAUGUUAAUUAGUUCUCCGCCAGCUAUUUUAAUAUUACAUUUAAAAAGAUUUCAAAUGUGUUUUUCAACUACACGCAAAAUGGCUACAGAAGUAUCAUUUCCAUGGGUCUUGGACAUAGCUCCUUAUUGUUCAGUAAAAUGUCAAGUAAUUAUUAAAAAAAUGUUUUUAAAUUUUAUUUAAAUUUUAAAUUUUGUUUUUUUUAUAUUUUCAAGAAUAAAUUAAGCCCUGGCCAAAACCGAAUAUUGUAUUCUCUAUAUGGUGUUGUGGAACAUACUGGAUUUUUACAUAGUGGUCAUUAUAUUGCUUACGUAAAAGUAUGAUUCAUUUAUCAACAAAUUAAAUUAAUUUAUUCAUGAUUUCACAUCCAUAUUAGUCUAAUAAAAACUGUACUAACAUUUAUUUUGUAUGUAUGAAUUUUAGGUCAGAGAUUCUGUUAAAGACAAUAGCUACCGGCAUUCGUUUUUAGAAGGCAGUAAGACAAAACCACCUAAAAUUAUUGAUGGCAAUGAUGAUGCUUCGCAUCUGGAACCAAGUGGUACCUGGUAUUCAAUCAGUGAUAGUAUGGUUAGACAAGUAUCAAAAAACAUUGUUGAAAGCUGUCAAGCUUACUUAUUGUUCUACGAACGAAUUUUAUAAUGCUAUAAAUAAUAUGAAAUUGCCUAGAAAAAAAAAAAACAUUAAUAAACAUUAAAAACAUUUGAAAUAAAAUAAUAAUUUUCAACAAUAAUAAUGUAUUUAUUAAACAAUUCAAUUUUAUUCAAGUCUUCAAAUUAAUGUAAAUAAUAAUUAUCAUGUUAAAGUAGAACUUAGUUAAAUUAUUUAUUUAAUUAUUGGAAUCCAUCAAAUCAUUUUUUUUUCUUUUAAAAUUUAUACUGUAUAAUUUAAAAUUAUUUUAAAUAAAUGUCUUAUUAUUAUUAUAAAGAUUUAAAUACUGUAGGCAUAUUGAUAUAUACAAAAACUGAAUUUAUUUAUGUAUAUCAUAUGUAUAUUUCUGUUUUUAUUAUCAGCUGUAAUAAAAAAUAAUGCCUGUCGAUUUUUAUAUUUAAAAAGAAUAAUUUGUUUUCAAAUUGAAAUAAAAAAUAAUAAAUACAUUUCUUCAGUUACAAGGAUGGUUUAUAACUUAAAAUAUUAUUUUUUUGAGGAUAUUCAUUUUAAGUAAUAUCAGCUUUAAAUAGACAUAAAUCUAUUAUGUAUUAUUUUUUAAUGUGAAAAUACCAGAAAGCAUGCUCUAAUUAUUAAAUAUAGCAUCUUUUCUUAAAGGAAAUGUUUUCUGGGUUGAACUUUGGAUAGGUCAUUUUUUGAAAUUCUCUAUAAUAUUCGAGAUAAUGAAGAUAACUUCGGUCUGUAGGUUAAAAAAGGUUGAAAGAUUAAAAAUAAGGUUGUCAUUGGCAACAGUUAUAAUUAUUUUUGUUAUUAAGUUUUUAUUAUUUUAAACUUUUAAACAAUCAUUGUUUUAAUCAUUUUACCAUUUGAUAUAAUAUAUUGUAUUUUUGACAAAGCAACAUUAUCAACUAAACUCGGCUCACUAUUGUUUUUUGUUAGCAAUGGUGUAUUGUUAAAUAUACAUUAAAUUCCAGUCUGUAUUCUACCUUCCCAACUUCUCACCUACAACAGUGGCUGCACCUUAAUGCAAAUUGUGUUUCUCAGUUCUUUUUUUUUUUAAGUUAUAAUUCCACUGAUUAUUUAUAUAGUCUACUUGAUAGAUUAUAUAAUUACAGUAUACUCUCAAUGAAUCAUCUCAAUAUUGUACAUUAACUUCAGAUUUUGAAUUAUUCUUAUUUAUUUCACUUUGUUUUAUUGUGUUCUUAAUUUUUUUUAGAAUUCAACCGAAAUUUGGCUCCAACCAUCAGGGCUGAAUUUUGAAUUUAUUUUUUUCUAUUUAUAGCUACAUUAAGGUUACAGCCAAUCUUGGCUAUCUUGUUAUUUCUUCUAAAUAUUUGCAUAAUACUCGUAUCUUUUCUUAUACCUGCCCAUGAUCUUUUCUGUAAAUAAAUUGAACAGAUGACAAGGAGCAAGCUCGUCAUGCCCCUCUUUUAAUUGUUGCUUUGGUAUCUACUAUAUUGUUCAUUCACCUCUAUAUAUUGACAUCAUUCUUCUGUCUCUUUCUAUAUCACAGUAUCAUAUGUCAUGUUCAGAUUUUUUUAUUUUUUUUUUUUAUUCAAUAUUUAUACAAAACAAGAUUGAAAGUAGUAAAUUAAUAUUUAUAUUUCAUAAUAAUAGAAUAAUUUUAUUAGUUUUAAUUAAUGAUAGAAAUACAUACAUUAAGUUUUUAAUUGCUAAGUUAGAAUAUUAUAUGGAUAUAACAUUAUGUAAACAUAUUUUCAUUUAAACAUUUAGAGUAUAUAUAUAUAUAAAAAAAAAAAAAUUAGACAGGGUUAGUCACUUUUAUUAUCAUUUUUCCUAUAAUAUAGUAUAAAGAGAGCAGCAGCUAAAAAACAGAAACCUACUUCAAAUAUUAUAGUACAAGUACUGCUUUAAUUUAAUACAAACUAUUACAAAACCAUAUAGUUUCAAUGACUCCAAUGAAGUCCUAGUGAAUAAUUAUUAAAUAAUGGUGGGAGAGGUUCGUAUAUUAAUUUAAUUUUAAAAUAUACAAUUAUUAAAAAUAAACAGUAUAAUAAGAUAUAUUAUUUACAUUUUAUUUCUACAUCAAUUUCUUAAAACACAUGUUAUUACCUAGUUUAUUUAUCUGUACAUUUGAUUUUUUAAUUGUACAAUUAAAGACUCCAAAAUAUUAUAAUCUUUGGGCAACUCGUUAAGUAUUUCAUUCAGUAAAUUUAUAUUGAAAGAACCAAACACACAGUUUACAGUUAUAUCUUUAACAGAAAGCUUAUGAAUAUUGGCCAAUGAUAUCUGAAUACUGGUCAUAGAUUGACAUUUCAUACUAUGUAAACAAAAUUGGGCUAAAUUAUCUUCAAAUUUAACACAAUACAUAUCACUUACAUAAAACAUAUUAUUCAUCAUUUUACUAAUAUAUUUAACAUCUUCCAGUAGAGAUUUUAAUAAAAGUUCUAUGUCUCUUGAGCUGAAACAAACUUGUUUGUACACUUUUGGAUCAUAUUUUGAUAAAAUCCAAUUUAUUCCAAACUUAAGGAUUUCAUGUUCAAUAAUAUUCUUGGUAGUAAAUGAAAUAUCUUCUACUUUAAGAAAAUUAUGAUCCUUAAGAAUUGGUAAAUAUUUUAUUGUUAAAACUAUAUUGUCAUUUAAUGCAUUGAAAGUCCAUUUACUAUUUGUACACUUUACUUUAACUAAUAUUUUGUCUAUAAAUUGAUUUUCCCAUUUUUCUAAGAAUUCUAUAACUUCAAUAUUUAAAUUUUCUUUGAAAGAAUCGUCCUUUAUAGGAGGGACUACUUCAAAAUCCUUUUCUUUUGCAGGUUCUUCAUAAUUUAUAUCUACAUUAGUGUAACUUCUUUUCCGAUUUUCAUAGUUUGUAUGAGUUAUAUUAGAAAUUGAUAUAUUUGAUAAGCCUUCAGUACAAAUGUCAUUUACUAUUUUAUCUACAUUAUGGUGUGAGAUUGAAUCAUCUUCAAACUUUAAACUACGAUUGGUCAUAUUAAUAUUAUCAGAUAUUUGUAAAGAACCGUUUUUUACUUCUUCGAGUUUUUCAAUGUUUUCAAUCAAAUCAUUAAGAUGUUUUUCUUUUCUUGAUGAUUUAUCACUCCCUUCUAAUUUUUCUUCAAAUGAAUUAUUUUUAAAAACUAAGGAAUUUCCAUCUUCAUUAAUUAAUGAAUUAGUUAUUUUUUGAAAAGAAUUUGAUAUGUCAUUUAAUAAACACAAUGGAGAUGAUAUAUGUAAUUCCUUAGAAGAUAUUUUUAACAUACUAUUAUCAUUAGACAGCUCAACUGAUAUAUCCAUUUUAUUAGUUUCUUCAUAAUUCUCAUAAGGGUUAGUUUCAUUAGCAGUUUGAGAUUUUAAAUUUGUAGCUAUAGAUAAUCUUGACUUUUUUCUGAAAGGAGAAUUAAAAUCAUCAUCAACAAUGAUAUUAGGAAAUACAGGUUUAAGUUCAGUUUGUACAUGUUUAUUGGAUAAAUCUAGUAGUUGUCUAUUACUAUCUUUAGACAUAAGGGACAUAUCACUAAUACAUUUUGUUGUCAUACAAGUCAUUGACAUUCUAGAGUUUGAUUUACUACUUUCUUCAUCCAUAUAAUUAUCACACUUAAUAUAUUUUGGAGGUUCUUUAUGAACUAAUAUUGAUGAGGGACCAACUGUUUUUCUAGAAUAUUUUUUAGGUCUAUUUGCUUUAACAGUUACAGAUGUAUAUGAUAAAUCUCUGAUUGGAGAUUGAGUUUGAUUAGAAAUAGACAUUCCUUCACUUUCGGAAAACUUAGAUUCAUUAAAAUCCAGCGUGGGCGCAAUUGAUUUUCUACAAUAUAUAUUUUGUUGGUUUUUUUCAACUACUACAGGUGUAUCUGAUAUAUCUUCAUCUUCAAAAGAUUGAGAUUCAUUAUGAAGAAACACGGGGGCAUUUGAUUGUUGAGAAUAUAUUUUUUGUUGAUUUUCUCCAAGCAUUACAGGUGUAUUUGAUAUUUCAUCAUUUUCAGAAGACUGAGAUUCAUUAUGAAUUGACACAAGAGCAUUUAUUUGUUGAUUUUCGUCACGAAUUACAGACAAAUUCAAUGUAUUUUCUUUUUCUAAGGAUUGAGUUUGAGAUUUUGUGUUUGAACUUUUCUGGUCAUUUUUCUUAACUACUACUGAGGUAUUUAAUAAAUAUUUAUUUUUAGUAGAUUUUUCUUCAACAAUUACUGUGUUAGUAUGAGCCAUUGAUUUCCUUGAAUAGUUUUUUAUUUUAUUAUUUUCGAAUGAAUGAUAUUGGUCAACUGUAGAUGUAUCAAUAUUUAAUAUGUCUUUUUUUAGUUCUUCAACUCUACAAGGCUUAUUGCUGUCAAACAUUUCAGAAAAAAAAGAUAAACCCGUGGAAAUCAAAGAUGGACUAGACUGAAUAUUUUGAUUAUCAAUAUCAAUUAAUAAAUCUGAAUAAUUAUGUUGUUCAUAUUCUGAUGGUUUUGGUACUAAUGAAUCAUUUUGUUCACUUACAAGUAAUUUUGAAUUGUUAAUAAUACAAUUGAUAUCAUUACCUUCUGAUGUUUGAUCAAUAUCCAUUGAAAUAUCACUAGACAUCUCAGAUGUAGUACUAAUAGAAAGCUGACCUUGUUCAAAGACUAAUUCGCAAUUGUUUUCAUGUAUUUUUCUAUCGGUUAGUUCAGUUAAUUCCAUAUCUGAUUUACAAUGUGGCAAAAUAGAUUUUUGAAAACUAGUUACACAAGUUAAUUCCAUAUUACUUGAUUGAGCAUCAGGAUGUUUAUUAUUAUCAUUUAAUGUUUCGGUAGAACUAAAAUCUGAAUCAUUUUCAUUAGUUAAUAUUUGAGCAGUUUUUAUUACUUCUGUAAAUUCCAUAUUAUUAUCUGAAUAAUCUGAAUUAUAAUCACCAUGUUCAAAACCAUUAUUUUCAAUAGUAUAAAUUGUAUCAGAAAAUAUUUUACAAGACAAUGCUUCAGUCAUUUCCAUAUUAUCGUUUGGACAUUCAUACUCUAUACAAACACGGUUAUUAUCUUCCAUAGUUGUACAAUUUGUUGAUUCUAUAGUAGUUUGAUUAGAUUUUUGUGAUGCUUCUAAUAAUAAUUUUGUUUUUUCAGCAUUUGAAGAGUCUGACAGUAUCGAUAUUUGUUCAUCAAACAUAGGUGCUUGAUGUACAGUUAAAGAUGUUGCACCUGUAUUAUACAUUUUAAUUUUAUUCAUCCCAGAAAAACUCACUUUUCUUUUGGGUAAGGAUUCAGUAUUUUCAUCAGCAUCCUGAUCAACGGGUUCAAUCUCUUUUAGAGGGGCGCGCACUUUAGAUGGCUUUAAUAUUGAACUAACAGAUUGUCGGCUAGUCAUUGUAAAUCU
Messenger RNA from Cinara cedri, 12172 nucleotides. NCBI's taxonomy places the organism in Eukaryota, Metazoa, Arthropoda, Insecta, Hemiptera, Aphididae. The record is from the annotation of a GenBank genome assembly.